Messenger RNA from Columba livia (rock pigeon), 2533 nucleotides. Its product is annotated as G2/mitotic-specific cyclin-B1. NCBI's taxonomy places the organism in Eukaryota, Metazoa, Chordata, Aves, Columbiformes, Columbidae. Gene Ontology annotation, biological process: kinetochore assembly; mitotic spindle organization; chromosome segregation. Gene Ontology annotation, molecular function: kinetochore binding. Gene Ontology annotation, cellular component: kinetochore; nucleus. The record is from RefSeq and is a predicted model, not a curated record.
AUGGAGCUGCGGCCCCGCACCGCCCCGGUGGACAUCGGCAACCGCGUCGCUGAGCCGAGGACGCGGUCUGGCGGCAAGAAGGUGGCGGGUGCCCGCGGGCAGGAGUCGGGCACCAGACCCGUGCUCGCCAAGAUCCCGGAGAAGAGGACGCGGGAGGCAGCUGUUAAGAAGGUGUUGUCGCCAGUCCCGGAGACACGGUCCCAGCCCGAGCCCAUGCAAUUGGAGCCUCAGUCUUCAGCCCCCAUGGAGACAUCUGGACGUGCCCCAUCAGGUGACGUGCUGUGUCGCUUUUCUGAUGUCUUGCUUGAUAUUGAAGACGUGGAUGUGAAAGCCAACGCUGACCUGAACUCCUGCAGCAGCUACGCGAAGGACAUCUACAAUUAUCUGAGAGACCUUGAGGCAAGUCAGCCUGUCAGACCCAAACACCUGGAUGGCCAGAAGAUCGCUGGGAACGUGCGUGCCAUACUAAUAGAUCGGAUUGUGCGAGCAGAAAUAAACCUCAAACUCCAGCAGGGGACUUUGUACAUGACAGUUGCUAUCACUGAUCGCUUAAUCCAGGACAAUGCUGUUACCAAGAGGACAUUACAGCUGGUUGGUGUUGCAGCUAUGUUUAUUGUCAGCAAAUAUGAAGAGAUAUUGAGCCCAGCUGUUGAAGACUUUGCCUGUGUAACUAAUCACAGUUACACAAAGCUCCAAAUCUGCCAGAUGGAGAUGAAGAUCCUGCAAGCCCUGGGCUUCUGUCUGGGUCACCCUCUCCCUCCACACUUCCUGAGGAGGGCUUCAAUGAUUGCAGAGAUACCAACUUUGCAAUACCACAUGUCUUACACAGAGAGAGACCUUCUGCCAGUUAUGCAGCACAUAGCAAAGAACGUAAUUCUUGUGAAUGAGGGCAUUACCCAGCAUGUGGGGAACGCCCAGCGACACACCAACGCCGCCGCGCUGCCCGCGGAACCCCCGUGUGUGGCACCGCCCCCGCCUGGCGGCCGAGCGCCGAAUCGCCGAUGUAGGAGAAGAGGCCUGGGAUUGGCCGGCAACGCGCGGGCAACAGCCAGGAGCAAUCGCCGGCCGCUCUGCCGAGCGGCGCGCGGGAGGUUUGAACAGGCGGCCAUGGAGGCGCGGCGGCGGCGGCGGCGGCCAAAGGCGGUGGCCAGGGGCGGCGCGAUCGCCGAGAACCGCCCGGUCGUCCGGUUGCUGAGGGCGGUGGAUGUCAACACGCUGCUCCGGCUGAGGAACCGCAUCAGGCAGCAGCUCCAGGACUGCAGCGCCACGCUUCAUAUUGAUCAAACACCUUGCCUUGACCACAUCAUUGAAGAAGAGUUUCUCCAGGAUGCUGCAGACGAUUUGGAAAGAAUUACGGAGGAAUUAAAACUUGCUUUCGAGAACAGGACAUUAGCCUUGCAAAGGAUGCAAUUUGGGUUUCAGCUGAAAAUCAAUGUGAAGCAACAUGAUAACGAGUCACGCCUGAUCAUAGGAAGAAUGAAACACAUAACAAUGCUCAGUGGGACAGUAAUUGCAUAUCAGCAGCAAGCACGUGAGAAGGAAUGUAAGUUGAUGGACCUUAAAAGGAAAAGACUCACACUGAAAAAAAACGGAGAACAGAAAAUGCUGCAAAUUCAUACCAUGAUAAAAAAAUUAAAGGAGAAACAAGGACAUGGGAAAGAGAGCAGAGUGCUGGAGAAAAUCCAUCAUAACAUACAAAAAGAAAGACAGAGGAUUGUACUACUUCAAAAUGUCUUCCAGAAUAUCCUAAUUGGGAGCAGAGUUAACUGGGCGAAAGAUGCGUCUUUGAAGGCCAUUGCUCUACAGCUUGAAAAUAAUGUCUGUUCUGCGUGAGCAAGGAGAAAUUGCGUUUCAUUUUAUACAGUGUAUGUGGUCAUCGUUGUGACCUCUAGAGACUGAGAACCUGUCCACACAAGUCGUUGAAGUGAAAUUUAACCCUGCUGCACGACAAAUGUUUGAACAGGUAGCAUAGGUGCUGAAGUUAGAUGAAAACUCGCUUCAUAGCUGUCCUGAAAUAAUAAUAAUUGAUACAUAAAUAGCAUAGCUUUAACAAUUUUAUUGUGUAAAAGGUAACAGUGGGCUUACACAAGGCUCUGCUGUUGCUGUUCUCUUCCCCUGGGCGCCAGUGGAGCUCGGACAGGAUGCGUGACACUGCUCUGCCCAUGGGGAAAGCUCAACCAGUUUGGUUUUUAUUCUUUUAAAAGCCUUAUGUAUAAUUUUAGUCUGAAAAGCUUUACAUUUUAUUGUACUGUAGAGGGCUUAUUUAAGCAGAGCAUGCUGCAGUAGAUGCAACCCAUGGAUCCCAUCUCCUGCAGCAAAACCCAAGGCAAACCUCGGGUAGGAUGGAAGAGGUGGCACCACGCUCUCACUUACGCAGAUAAGCAGUACUUUUAAAUAUAUUAUUAAACGAGCACUUGCAUUUCUGCUUUGUGUUUGAAGAAAAUUGAUCAAGCUGCUAAAAUUGUUAAGAUAUUGUAACAUUAAUGAGCGUGUUUUCCCUCAAUAAAAAUGAAACGUUUCCAGUUUUUUCACA